GCGGAGGUGGGGGGCGUGGGUGACGUCAUGCGCGUGCGCCCGCGGCGGCGCAUGCGCGGCGGGGCCCGGGGCCGGAGCGGGCCGCGCGGAGCCUGCGGGCGGUGGGCGCCGCCGCCGCCGCCAUGUUCCGGUACCAGUCCCUGGAGGACUGCCCGCUGGAUGAGGAUGAAGACGCCUUCCAGGCCCUGGGGGAGGAGGAUGAAGAUAUCGACCAGUUCAACGACGAUACGUUUGGAGCCGGGGCUGUGGAUGACGACUGGCAGGAGGCACAUGAGCGGCUGGCAGAGCUGGAAGACAAACCGAUUGCAGCCCGGGAGCAGGAUGGGCCCAGUGGUGAGGACGCAGAGGCAGACCUACUGGGCGAGCCCGAGGACAUGCUGGCAGAACGCUUGACCCGGCUGGUUAUUGACAGCGAGCUGGAGGACCCUGCUAUCAUGCAGGCUGUGCAGACCAGGGCCCCCGUGCAGCAGCCUGGAGGGCUGAACUCCAGCAUCUGGGACAGCUCAGCUGUCCUGCGGCGCAUGCGGGGGCCGCUUCUCACUCAGGAGAUGCCAUCGGUGUCUGUGCUGGACUAUGCUCUGCCUCAGAGACCUCCCCAGGUUCGAGAGGAAGACCGGGACCCUUCCGAGCGGGCGCUGCCCCGGCGUUCAUCAUCCCCUGUCAUCGGGAGUCCCCCUGUCCGGGCUGUCCCCAUUGGUACCCCCCCCAAGCAGGCUGCCAUGCCCAACUUCAACCAGCAGAUCCUGUGUCCGAAGCCUGUCCACAUCCGAGCUACCAUGCAGCAGCGCUACCCUGCUCCCUACGGCGAAAGGAUGUCUCCCAACCAGCUCUGCAAUGUACCGAAUUCCUCCCUCCUGGGCCACCCGUUCCCCCACAGUGUCUCUCCAGUUCUCACCCACCUGCAGAGAGCACAGCUGCUCGGAGGAGCCCAGGCUGGCCGAAUGUCUCCCAGCCAGUUUGCCCGCGUCUCUGGCCUGGUUGGGAGCCCCCUCCCCUCCGUCAAUCCCAAGCUGCUCCAGGGCAGAGUUGGGCAGAUGAUGUCUCCAGCCAGCGGGUUUCGUGCCUUCUUUGGGGCUCCCCCCGCUCCACCUCCCUCUCAGCCGCAGCACCCGCCGGGCCCUGGAUCCCACCUGCAGGGCCUGAGGCCGCAGCCUCAGAUGUUCCGACCGGACACGACCCACCUGCACCCCCAGCACCGCCGGCUCCUGCACCAGCGGCAGCAGCAGAACCGAAACCAGCACCGCAGCCUCAACGGCUCAGUAGGGGACCGAGGGGGCCACCGGAGCAGCCACCAGGAGCAGAUACGCAAAGACCCCUACGCCAACCUCAUGCUGCAGCGGGAAAAGGACUGGGUGUCCAAGAUCCAGAUGAUGCAGCUGCAGAGCACUGACCCCUACCUGGAUGAUUAUUACUACCAGAAUUACUUCCAGAAGCUGGAGAAGUUGUCAGCAGCAGAGGAAGUCCACGGCGAUGGUCCCAAGAAGGAACGCACCAAACUCAUCACACCUCAGGUGGCUAAGCUGGAGCACACCUACAAGCCAGUGCAGUUUGAGGGCUCGCUGGGGAAGCUCACGGUUUCCAGCGUCAACAACCCCCGGAAGAUGAUCGAUGCGGUGGUGACCUCCCGCAGCGAGGAUGAUGAGACGAAGGAGAAGCAGGUUCGAGACAAGAGGCGCCAGACCCUUGUCACAAUCGAGAAGACGUAUAGCCUCCUCCUGGAUGUGGAGGACUAUGAGAGACGCUACCUCCUGAGCCUGGAAGGCGAGCGGCCGGCCCUGAUGGGCGAGAGGAAGCAGAAGAUCUGUGAUAUGUACGACAAUCUGAGGGGGAAAGCGCCUGGGCAGGAGAGGCCGAGUGACGACCACUUCAUGCAGAUCAUGUGCAUCCGGAAAGGGAAGCGCCUCGUGGCCCGGAUCCUCCCCUUUUUGUCACCCGAGCAAGCAGCCGACGUACUCAUGGCGACCGCCAGGAACCUGCCCUUCCUCAUCAAGAAGGAUGCUCAGGAUGAGGUGCUGCCCUGCCUGUUAAGGCCCUUCUCGCACGUUCUCUACCACCUUCCCUUGGGGACGGUCACCAGCCUUGUGCAGCAGCUAACGAACCUACCUCAGAGCGCGACCACGCCAGCGCCCACCAACCUGCACCUCACUGCUGUGCUCCAAAACAAGUUUGGCCUGUCCCUGCUGUACUUGGUCUUGAGCCGUGGGGAGGAACUGCAGAGCUCGGACGUGAACACGGAGCUAAUGCAGGACAACCAGUGGACGGAGGUGAUGCUCAUGGCAACCCGAGAGCUCCUGCGGAUCCCUCAGGCGGCCUUGGCGAAGCCAGUGUCCACCCCCUCGAACCUGAUCUCCCUCUUCUCUCGCUAUGUCGACCAGCAGAAGCUGAACCUGCUGGAGACAAAAUUGCACUUAGUGCACGGGAUCCGGUAGGAGGUCCCCCGGCUCCUCGCCACCGCCGUCAGCACCGGAGUGUUCCAGAGGAUGGCUGGAGGGCAGGUGGUUCCCCCCACCUCAGCCGCGACGCACGGCCUGGCAGGAUGGUUUCCCCCAGCGCAGGAGGCACAUCUCCUGCCCCGCAAUCCUGGCUGGAGAGGCUGGGGAGGGGGGGGAUGGUUGGCUGCUCCCCACCCUCUCCAACAAAGUGCUGCCUCUUCCCUGCUGCGCCCAAGCCCCCCCUGCUCCCCCAACAGCUGCUGCUUCUCCCCCCACACACACACGCACACUACUGAGGAAGGUGGGCGCCCCGGGAAGGGGGAGCCGCAGGGCUGGGAGAAGCCCCUUGCUCCCCACCUGUGGGGCAGCAGAGUGGGUCCACCCCCCCCAGCCCACCCUCCCUCCCCGGUCCUUCCCCAGCCCUUCCCCAGCCCCUAUGAGCACUGAGGUCUGGUCCCUGCCCUUCCCCAGCCGCGCACACGUGUCUCACGCAUGCGCACACCUCUUUUGCACACUUGCCUUGUCUUCCCAAGUCGGCUCCGGCCCGUGCCCCGGGCUCAGCCCCAGCACCCCCAGGGCCAGGGGCGGGGGGCCUUGGCCGUGCCCUGGUGUCCAGCAGCCUCCUCCCGAGCCAGGGGGAUUCUGCUGUUCUGCUCCCGGGGGGUGUGGGGGUGUUAAUUUUAACUUUUUUUUUUUUUUUUUUUUUUUUU
Falco peregrinus (peregrine falcon) is the source of this 3142-nucleotide messenger RNA. It is a transcript of the gene PATL1, whose product is annotated as PAT1 homolog 1, processing body mRNA decay factor. NCBI's taxonomy places the organism in Eukaryota, Metazoa, Chordata, Aves, Falconiformes, Falconidae. Gene Ontology annotation, molecular function: RNA binding. Gene Ontology annotation, biological process: P-body assembly; deadenylation-dependent decapping of nuclear-transcribed mRNA. The record is from RefSeq and is a predicted model, not a curated record. Gene Ontology annotation, cellular component: P-body.